UGAAGAUCACAUCACAGCUGUUCGUGGCCGGUCUGGCACCCUUUGCUCAUGCAUUCCCUGCCAUGAUGUACGAAGCAGCAGCCGCCGACCCUGCGCUCGAGGCUCGUGGCAAAGAGUUGGCCAAAAUGCUUGAUGCUCGUCAGGUGGGUGCGGACGCAGCUACAGCGCUUUUCGAACCCAUCAACACGUUCAAUGCGCAGAAUCAAUUGAUCGAUGUCGGUCCCGGCAAUGGGCACGAGUAUGUACCUCCAGGUUCUGGAGACCUCAGAGGACCUUGCCCGGGUCUCAAUGCCUUUGCAAACCACAAUGAGUACAACCGCCUCAUUGCACUGAUCUUUCACCGAGAUCUCAUAGACUUCAUCCCACACAGCGGGUAUGCAACAGUCCAACAAUACAUCGAUGCAACCGUAAAGGUUGUCGUCUGGGCACUUGCUCUGCACUUGCACGAGCCAUCCCCGCAAUUCGUCCAGUCUCUGAACACCACACAUCCGAACCGUAUCGCGACAGCAGUAUCCGACGUUGCGCUACUCGGUUACGGCAUCCUUAUCAUUGUGCCGAACCGUCUUUACGCUGUUGCACCUACAGCCUUCCGCAGAUUUGCCGGGCCCAGUGGAGGACCGCACAUGGCGGACUCGCAGGACGAGCCGCUCUUAAAUGAAGGUGAAGCCUCGAUGCAGAAGGGCAGGCCAUUCAGGCGGCUCAAGAGAAGGUUUCUUGUCCUCAUGUUGUUUUUCGGUACAGCAUCGCUGUUGUUCUGGGUGUUUGGUUCUACCGGACUCGGGCGGCCACUAAAAGACACACCCACAAACGGCUCGGAUGGAGAAUUAGUCGUGACGCUACCCGGAUAUGGAACAUUCCAGGGCACACACGUCGUCGCCAACCUGCUCAAGACAACGACAUUCAGCACACCAGUUGAUGCGUGGCUUGGUGUUGACUACUCGACGCAGCCUGUUGGCGAAGGUCGAUUCAAGCCUGUCACCUGGCCAGCGGCGUUUGAGGGUAUCAAAGAUGCGACCGCUUACGGGCCAGCAUGCUGGCAGAAUGUCUACGGGUCAAUGCUGCAGUCAGAGGCCUGUCUCAACUUGAACGUCUUCCGGCCAUCUGGAGUACCUAUGGACCAGAAGCUGCCCAUCUUCGUCUUCCUUCAUGGCGGAGCAUUUGUUGGUGGAACCGGAAAGAGUUUCGAUGGCGCUGCAUUCGUAGCGAAGAGUGAGCAACCGUUGAUGGUCGUGACGGUACAAUACCGACUCGGUGCUCUUGGUAACAUUCCAAGCAAGCUCAUGGAAGAGGAGGACGGGUUGAACCUGGGCGUGCGAGACCAGCGUCAGAUGCUAGAGUUCGUGCAGAAGUAUGCUGAGUACUUUGGUGGUGACAAGGACCAGGUCACGUUGGGCGGUUUGAGCGCAGGUGGUCACUCCGUUGGCAUCCAUCUCUUCCACAACUACGGCGAGGACACAGGCAAGCCGCUCUUCAGCAGAGCAAUCCUGGCUUCUGGCUCACCUACAGCUCGCGCGUUUCCUGGAGUCGACUACCCCUUGUAUCAGCGACAAUUUGCCGAGUUCAUGGACUACGUCAACUGCCCAACAACACCCAACGAUGCUGCCCUCGCAUGCCUGCGCAACGCCGAGGUCGAUGACAUCCAGUUCAUCUCGUCCGCGAUGUACUCAAACUCUGAGUACAACAUCACCUGGCCCUGGCAACCUGUCUCGCCCGGCCCGCUUCUCGAGAAGCGCGGUUCCACCUCCGGCGAAGACGGCACAUUUUUCAAGAUUCCUAUACUAAUCUCCUCCGCAACCGACGACGGCAGCUCCUUCGCGCCCCAAAACCUACGCACCAACGCCGAAUUCGUCGCCUUCUGGAAGAACCUCGCCCCCGGUCUGACAGCCGAAGACCUGGAGGACCUGCAGCGCCUGUAUCCCGACCCGACUACCUACGGCGCCCAAAGCCCCUUCCUCCCCGUAACGAACAACUUCAUUAGCCCGCAGUUUCAAAGAAUUAGUGCUGCUUACGGUGAUUACUCCUACAUCUGCCCCGUGCAAGACACCGCCUCGCGGCUCGCCGCCGCUGGCGCACCAGUUUACAAGGCGCGCUUCAACACGCCUAAUUGGUCGCCUACAUACCUCGGUGUUCCCCAUGCGAGCGAUGCUAGCUACUUCAAUGGCCAGGCGGGUACACAGUACCCUGAGAUUGCUGAUAUUUACAGUAGUUAUUAUGCUAGCUUUGUGGUUAGCGGUGACCCGAAUACGUAUGCCGUUGCGGGCGCAGCGAAAUGGGAGACCUAUAGUGGAACUACAGGGAAUCACUUAGUCAUCAAUCCGCCAGAACAGGGCGGGCCAAAGAUGGAAGAGGAAGCGGAGGGUAUCAGAAUUGAGCAGUGCGCUUGGUGGCGCGACGAAGCUCGCGCCAAACGGUUGAACAAGUAACCUCAGAUCGUAGUAUUGCUGGUCCGAU
Molecule: messenger RNA, 2451 nt
Organism: Macroventuria anomochaeta
Lineage: Eukaryota; Fungi; Ascomycota; Dothideomycetes; Pleosporales; Didymellaceae
Product: alpha/beta-hydrolase
Exons: 2
Coding region: 63-2423 (786 amino acids)
Molecular function (GO): peroxidase activity
Source: RefSeq, a predicted model, not a curated record